AUGGAGGCUGGACACAUGUUUGUCAAAGAUGUCAGGGAUACAAUGGUUGCAAAUCGUCGGAUGACGAAGUCGAUGAAUGUAGAAGUAUAUUCACGAUGUCUUGAAAUGUUUCGAGUUACGGAGACCAUCGAUCGUCGACCCGGUAUACCACCUAGGUCCUAUGGAGUUGAUCUCCGAAACAGACGAUGCGAUUGUAGAAGGGUCCAAACAUUUCAUUAUCUAUGUGCACAUUUCGUGGCACUGUGUGCUAAAGUCUUGCUUAAUGUUGAACAAUUUAUAGAUAAUGUGUACACCCUCGAGCGCAUGUUGCCUGUUUGGGAGAAUAAGUUUCCCGUCCUGCCUGACCUAUCUACGUGGGAGGUGCCUCCGACAAAUUUCGAGAUUGUCCUAGACAAAGGGUUGCGUAGGAAUCCGAAAGGUCGUCCGCAAUCAUCUAGAAUCCAUAAUGAAAUGGACAUUAGGGAGAAAUCUGACGGUAAGCGUUGUGGAUUAUGCAGAUUAGUUGGUCGUAAUUGA
This is a messenger RNA of Gossypium raimondii (Peruvian cotton), 516 nucleotides long. RefSeq lists its product as uncharacterized. Gene Ontology annotation, molecular function: zinc ion binding. Bases 1 to 516 code for a protein of 171 amino acids. The record is from RefSeq and is a predicted model, not a curated record. The transcript has a single exon. NCBI's taxonomy places the organism in Eukaryota, Viridiplantae, Streptophyta, Magnoliopsida, Malvales, Malvaceae.